GCCACACCGAAAAACACGAAAUUAGGACUGUACGAUGCGAAAGACCCAGACGUCUACGAAGGCUACUAUGGUCCGGGACAGCGGCAAGGGCGUCCAAGCGCCGGCAGAAUCAACAGUCCCGAUGAAGCAUUUCGCAGUUCUCACGGUAAGCAGCUUCGCGGCAUGUUUCGUCGAGGAUUGCUCCAGUCGAAAUUAUCGGUCGACAAUUCGGACGGCAAGCAUCACGAACGCGCCUCUGCGCACAGCUCACCUGAGCAAAACAACUCUCCUCUUCUUCACAAUAACUCCCCUCAUCUUGGGCAACAGCAGCCUCCGCACAUCAACAAUUUGAUGACCACCUCCCAUCAAGGAGUCCAACAGAAUGGAGCAGGAGGUUUUCCCCACAGCAGUGGCCCUAUAACUUCAGCCUUCAACUAUACGUUUGGGCGUGACUUCUGCUGGUCUACGAUACGGCCUCGGGAAAAUUGCGAACUCCCAGAAUGUUUACGACAGUUGAUCGAGAUUCACACUAUUGUCGAGCAAAAGUGUCGCGUAAAGAGGGCUGACGAGGAAGAUAUGGAUUUCACCGCAAAACGACAAAAUGCAGCGACUGACAGCUUACAUGCUGGUAGAACUGGGCAAUUCUUACAGGGAGGUAUCAACAAGCAACGUGGACAAGGAGACGGCUCAGCGGGAGCAUCUUCUAAUCGAUCAGGAGGAGUGGGCGGAAAUAAAGGAAAUAGGAACAACAAGAACAGGUUCGAGAUUUCAGCGAACUACUUCGAUUUAGAGGGGGUGCAAAAUGCGGAACGUCUGAGAAAAUUAGAGGAGGCAAAGAGUCCGUAUUUUUAUCAGUACGUCAUAUUUUUGGACGUGGAUGGCGUUCUCAAUACGUAUCCACUUCCGCCGUUGCCCUCACGCUCGCACGACGAGUUCACCGGACAGGAGGAAGAGACGAGCGCGUCCAUCUAUCGGCGACAUCUCCAUAUUGAGAAAGUCCGGCUUUUGGGGGAUAUGAUCCGCAAUGUGGAAAAAGUCGCCAACGAGCGCAGAAAAGUCGAAAUCACUGCUGCGCGUGAACGCAUGUCAGCGCGCACGAAGCGCCGGGCAGCGGCUCGUGGGGAAGCUGCCAACGCGCGCCGCCAAGAGCGCAAGGCCGUUGCGAAUGCCGAAAAGCGUGUACAAAUGGUAAAACAAGCUGCGACGAAGUCAAGAAAUAUGGCGGGAAAACAAAGUAGUAAGCGAAGAAAAGUAUCUGAUGACGAUCCGAUCGUUCUCUCUGACGUGAGCAGCGUCCUUUCUGGUGAGCUGACUUCGUCCGAUAGCGAAUCAUCGUCCUCCGCGCAAAGGAAGGCGUCCUUCCUUGGAGGGGAAAAACGAAGGAGAAAGCUGCUCAAGGAGAAACCUGCAAGCAAAAGCAGCAUAA
Messenger RNA from Amoebophrya sp. A25, 1405 nucleotides. Lineage: Eukaryota; Dinophyceae; Syndiniales; Amoebophryaceae. The record is from the annotation of a GenBank genome assembly.